Messenger RNA from Spodoptera litura, 1299 nucleotides. RefSeq lists its product as uncharacterized. The record is from RefSeq and is a predicted model, not a curated record. NCBI's taxonomy places the organism in Eukaryota, Metazoa, Arthropoda, Insecta, Lepidoptera, Noctuidae. Gene Ontology annotation, molecular function: zinc ion binding; oxidoreductase activity.
GAAUAAUAAUGUUUAUAUUCGUUUGAAUCAGUUAUAAUUCACAAUUCAACCACUACACACGUAAUCUAAUUUAUCAAAAUGUCUGGUCUACCGAAAACAAUGCGCGCUGUGGGACUCUAUAAGUACUUGCCGAUAGAUCACGAAGAGAGUCUGCUCGACGUGGAAGUAAGUUUACCAGUUGUGACCGACACAGAUUUAUUGAUUCAAGUCAAGGCGGCCGCAGUCAAUCCUAUAGAUGCCAAACAACGAGCUCCUAAACCAAAAGUAGAAAAUCCACCGCGCAUUCUGGGAUGGGAUGGUGCAGGAAUCGUCGUGUCCAAGGGUGAGAAAGCUAAUUUAUUUAAUAUCGGCGAUGAAGUAAUAUUCACUGCGGACUUAUCAAGAAGUGGUGCUAAUGCCGAAUACAUCGCCGUUGAUCAAUUCCUAGUGGCAAAAAAACCUAAGAACUGGACAUUUGAACAAGCCGCCUCUAUGCCGCUGGUGACGCUCACUGCCACAGAGUCAAUAUUUGAUCGCCUAGUGAUCACAGAGAAGGAUAAAGGAAAAUCAUUUUUGGUUAUCAACAGCGCUGGUGGAGUAGGAUCAGUAGCCACACAGAUCGUUAAGAAUCUAGGUCUCAUAGUAAUAGGCACUGCAUCGCGCCCAGAAACUCAGGCGUUCACGCGUCAGUUUGGAGCGGACAUAGUCCUCAACCACACCCAGGAUCUGAUACCACAGCUGGAGGCAAAUGGGUUUGGAGCUGGAGUGGACUUUAUUCUUGUUAACUUCGACCCCGCACCGUACUGGGAUACAUUGAUGAAAGCCAUCAAGCCUCAGGGUAAGAUAUGUUUAAUUGUCGACAGCAGUGCCCUCGUAGAUUUGAGGCCAUUGAAGGACAAAAGUAUUACUUUGGUGUCAGAAAUGAUGGCCACGAGGAUCAAGUAUAAAACUGAUGACAGGUUCAGGCAUUAUGAGUUGUUGAAGGAAGCGGCGCAGUGGAUGGAAGAAGGCAAGCUGAAAUGCACUCUAACGAAAACUAUGAGUCCAAUCAAUGCUGCUAAUGUUAAAGCGGCUCACAAACUUCUAGAAAAUAAGACCUUGAUUGGUAAACUAGUGUUGACUGGAUUUAAAUAAUUUUACAAUGACUUUGUACGUACCUACAGCAGUAUAUACGACUACGCAAUCAUGGCUAAAAAGCUAGACAAUUUUUUGGUGAAUUGUUAAGCAGAUUUUAUGUAAAACAACAUUGUUAAAAUUUUAGUAAGAAGACUAAGAGACGUACCUACUCAUCGAAUUCUUCAAUAAAUGUUGCGUAAUUUA